Daucus carota subsp. sativus is the source of this 1012-nucleotide messenger RNA. RefSeq lists its product as uncharacterized. NCBI's taxonomy places the organism in Eukaryota, Viridiplantae, Streptophyta, Magnoliopsida, Apiales, Apiaceae. The transcript is spliced from 6 exons. Bases 236 to 1012 code for a protein of 258 amino acids. The record is from RefSeq and is a predicted model, not a curated record.
UAAAAUUAUGUUUGACUAAUUACACUAUCAGAUAUAUUUGCCAACUCAGUAUUAGUAACAGAGGCCUUCAUUGUACCAAAUCUCCGUUUUUUAGGCAAUAGACUAUCAUCAUGCACUUAUCUUUUCCUUCUUCUAGGCUAUAAAUAUAAAUAAAUAAGGUUUGUACACUUAUCGCAUCUUGACUUGAUCAGUAUAGAGAAGUAGGUCAGCCAAAACCGAUCAUACAGGUUGGUUCAUGGAUGCACACGAUCAUCUCGCGGUUGUGGAUGGAAGCAAGAUGACAUGGAACGUAAGGGUCCGUGUUACAAGAAUAUGGCCUUCGACAAUACCAAAUGGUGUCAUAGUCAGAUGGAACUUGCUCCUGUUAGAUUCAGAGAACACUCACGUGCAUGCAUCCACUACCCCUGAAAUAUGGAUUCAAUUCCAGAAUUUAAUCAAUGAAGGAGUUGUGUGCAUGGUUAGGAAUUUCAGUGUCAUACCUGCCAAUGGCAUUUUCCGACCUGUGCUUCACCCACGCCAAAUAGCAUUUACAGAGGCGACCCGAAUCAAUGUUAUUCCGGAAGAGGAAUUUACAAUUCAAAUGCACAGGUUUGAAAUUAUUCCACUGGAAGACUUGCAGGAACAUGUUGUUGAAGGAAAUCCAAAUUGGCUAAAUGAAUUCUCCAUAGAUGUAAUGGGAAUGGUGGAAGAUCUUGAACCAAUCCAGGAAUCCCAGACAAACCAUGGUCCAGUAGAAAUUAUAAAAUUCACAAUAGAUGAUGGAAGUGUUAGACACAAAGUGCAUAUAUCGGGACCCUUCAACCCUGACGCGUUAUCGUUGUAUGACGAUCAAUUUGCAAAUCCCAAGAUUGUCAUAAUGGCAAGCACAAGAAUUUCUGAGUUUAGAGGGACUAUUAAGAUAACUAAUCUUUCGUCCACCAAGAUUUAUGUGAACCUUGAAUGCCCGGAAGUGACAACGUUCAGACACUGGUUGAUCAAUGAUGGCUUCAUGGAGUUUUGGCCUAUCAUUUGA